Acaulospora morrowiae is the source of this 501-nucleotide messenger RNA. The record is from the annotation of a GenBank genome assembly. NCBI's taxonomy places the organism in Eukaryota, Fungi, Glomeromycota, Glomeromycetes, Diversisporales, Acaulosporaceae.
AUGUCGCAAGCUUUCUCGUAUGUACUUCCCUUACAGUACGUUCUCUCGUCCCAACAGGUAUUAAAGUCACGUGAAUUCUGUGUUCACGCGAAUCUCACUUCCUCAUAUCGUAUUCGCGACCCUUCUUCUAUACCUUCUACAUUCCAUGGUUACCUUUCCUCAUGCGAAAUUUCGCGAGAGAUCACCUCAAUAAGCGGUCGUUUCUAUAACAUACCCGAUGAUACAAAUCCAAAGAACUAUCAUUUAUACCUACUAAAUCCAGAUAAUAGUAUGAGACAAGAUCUGAGUUGGAUAUUUUCCAAGGGGCUUAUAAUAAAGAAGGACGUGAACGGGGUGGCAAGAAACGCUACAUUAGAGUUGAUGUUCAGGACUGCUGAUUUCCCCUUGAGAGGGGCUAACAGUUAUGUGGGUGGAUGGAUAAAGGUAUAUCACAUUAGGGAUUCGGUAGUGACGGCGGCGGGUCCUGCACAAAUGAAUCCCAGUGAUAUAGAGAAUAUCUAG